AUGAACGAAAAGCACGGAUUCAGCAUGAUUAUCAUGCGACUGGUGGUACUCCUCGUGGCACUUGCCGUCAAAUGUUUUGACGGUGUGCUUGACGAAAAGAUAGGAAGAAAUCUUGUUGACUUGUCGUGGGAACACGAAAGCGGAUGCAUGGUCCUAGUACCACAGAUUUCAGCGAGCCAAGAGGAGUUCUACAGCCUUUCCGAUCCCAAGGAGGGCACUGUGUGUACAAGUCCGAUGGGACUAAAGAUGUUUUACACUGACAACGAUUUCGAGGGCAACACUGGCGAGUGUGUGAGUGCGAGUGUCUGCAGCUAUGAGCUGAGAUGUGAGUACCGCGACUAUACAGAGCUGUGUGGAAUAGAAACCGUCGCGGAGCUGCAAAAUUACAGGCAGAAUUGCGUUGCACUGGGAGUUCUAGCAAACGGGGUCGAUGAUAAAGUGUUUGAACCUGGAAUGGUAUGCAGACCGGAAGAUAUCGAUCAGAAUACCCCCAAAAUGACACCCUCCCCAACGCUGGACCCAACGUCUGUGCCGUGGGAACACGAAAGCGGAUGCACGGUCCUUGUGCCAAAGAUAUCAGCGAGCCAAGAGGAGUUCUACAGCCUUUCCGAUCCCAAGGAGGGCACUCUGUGUACAAGCCUGAUGCGACUAAAGGUGUUUUACACUAACAACGAUUUCGAGGGCAACACUGGCGAGUGUGUGAGUGCGAGUGUCUGUAGCUAUGAGCUGAGAUGUGAGUACCGCGACUAUACAGAGCUGUGUGGAAUAGAAACCGUCGCGGAGCUGCAAAAUUACAGGCAGAAUUGCGUUGCACUGGGAGUUCUAGCAAACGUGGUCGAUGAUAAAGUGUUUGAACCUGGAAUGGUAUGUAGACCGGAAGACAUCGAUCAGAAUACCCCAAAAAUGACACCCUCGCCAAUAUCGGGUACAACGAUGCGCCCAAGUACACCGCCCCCAACGUCCGUACAGGAGCCAGCUGACACGAGUGGAAGCACACAGACGUUCAAUCGGCUGUUGCAAUAUGCGGCACUCCUGCUUGCAGCGUUUUACGGAAUGUAA
Messenger RNA from Cylindrotheca closterium, 1059 nucleotides. The record is from the annotation of a GenBank genome assembly. Lineage: Eukaryota; Bacillariophyta; Bacillariophyceae; Bacillariales; Bacillariaceae.